Molecule: messenger RNA, 645 nt
Organism: Homalodisca vitripennis (glassy-winged sharpshooter)
Lineage: Eukaryota; Metazoa; Arthropoda; Insecta; Hemiptera; Cicadellidae
Exons: 2
Coding region: 178-534 (118 amino acids)
Source: RefSeq, a predicted model, not a curated record
ACAAUUUUUAUUAUUAUUAUUAUUAUUAUUAGCCUAGGUUUAGAACAUUGUUGUGCCAAUAGGAGAAGUAGGCCUAAGUGUAUGUUUGAUUUUCAAUUUUAUUUCUAGGUAUUGAAUCCAGAUUGCACAUCCAUCCUCGUUUUACCUGACAAUGACUCAACCCAAUGGAAUUUUAACAUGCAUGAAAGUGAAAAUAUCCAAGUUGAAAGAGAAACUAGUAAAGACGUACAUCUUCUUAAUUUCAUUUCAACUCCAGUAGAACCAGAGUCAAAUGAAUGGGAGCUAGAGACGAUAACACAAGUGACAAACAUGGAACAAGAAUCUGGAGCAUCGACAACACUGGAAGAUUUAGAUGAUGCGCUAUCUUCUGUGAGCGACCUAUUUGAGAAUGACAUCGAUGAUCCAACAUACACUCCACCUUCAGGUUCAGAGAGUGAUUCAACUUUAAGUAACGAUUUAGAACAAGUACAAAGUCAAUCUGUAAGUACAAAUACUACAGCAAAUAAUAAUAAUAUAAUACCUCUGGUACCAUAAACCGAUUCAGAUGACACGGAGAGCGAGUUACCGAUAGUUACUCAACCUAAAAAUAAAGGAAGAAAAAGAAUAAGGAAUGAAAAAAAGUGGAAAAAAAACAUUAGAAAGCAG